Messenger RNA from Marmota flaviventris (yellow-bellied marmot), 1671 nucleotides. RefSeq names its product transmembrane protein 218 (gene Tmem218). The record is from RefSeq and is a predicted model, not a curated record. NCBI's taxonomy places the organism in Eukaryota, Metazoa, Chordata, Mammalia, Rodentia, Sciuridae.
AAGCCAAGGAACAUGUGGAGCCACCAGAAGCUGGAAGAGGCCUGGAAGGAUCCUCCUCUAAAUCCUUUAUUAGGAUUGUGGACUUAUUGAUGCCUUUAUUUUUUACUUUUCAUCUCAAGAACAGUGAGAGAAUGAAUUUCUCUUGUUGUAAGGCACUAAUUAGCAAAACAGCACAUCCCCCUUUCCAGUUAUACUGCACUGACUCCUUCUGAGACAUAAGACAUAUAAUACCUUCCUCCAAAGCUUAUUGCCAUGAUUAAAUGAGAUACAUUUGUAAAGUACUUAGCACAUAGUAAAUGUUCAGAAGUAGUGAUGGUGGUUGUUCUUUAAGGACUGGAAAUUUUCUUCCUUUUGCAAAUAAGCACUCAACAGUAGAGUGGAAAUUUCUGUCUCGUGAUCGCCUGGUGAGUCAAAGUUCAUCCCAUGAUUUUAACCUAAGAGUUCAACUUCUGCUUUGGCCCUGGAACUCCCAGGCCCUUGUGCCUUUAACAGACCUUAGUUAGGAUAUUACAGCAAGGGAGAGUUUAGUGUUCUACUGUGGCUUGGGGAAGAAGUUAAAGUAGAAUUCAGAGACCAAAUUUAAAAUUACACACAUGGAGCAGAAAGCCAUCUCUCAGUCUCUGCCAUAAAGAAAGUCUUUGGGUUCUAAAUUUCUAGUUCCCAUUAAGGGACUCUGGAACUGGACAUUCUUGAAAAUUAAAGACCUGUAGUGAGUGAUCCUACACACCAAUCAUCAAAAACUUCCCCAUAAUGAGGUCAGGCUUUCUGUAUUUGUCUAAAUGCCAGAAGUGGGUGUGGGUAGGGGUCCCAGACAGAGUGCAGCCUGAUGAUGUCUUCCUCCCCAGGAUGGCUGGCACGGUGCUAGGAGUGGGUGCUGGCGUGUUCAUCUUAGCCCUGCUCUGGGUGUUGGUGCUGCUGCUGUGUGUGCUGUUAUCCAGAGCCUCCGGGAUAGCUAGGUUCUCUGUCAUUUUUGUAUUCCUUGGUGCUGUGAUCAUCACGUCUGUUCUAUUACUUUUUCCCCGAGCCAGUGAAUUUCCAGCCCCAGAGGUCGAAACGAAGAUUGUGGAUGCCUUUUUCAUUGGGCGCUAUGUCCUGCUGGCUUUCCUCAGCGCUGUCUUCCUUGGAGGUCUCUUCUUGGUUCUAACUCAUCAUAUCCUGGAACCAAUCUAUGCCAAACCACUGCGGUCCUAUUGAGCAUUGUUGGGGAAAACCAAGACCCUGUUCUCCUCUGCUCCAUUUUUAUGACAUUGAUGAGCAACAGGGACUUCAGAGCCUUAUUUUGACAGUCUUCCUAUUUGAAGGCAGAGGAAUAUACAUUCAUCACUAAGACAAAUCUCUUGAGCUCUGGCUCCCAGAAACAGGGUUGCAAAAUUGUCCCCAUGGGCAUCAAUUCUCACCGUUUUAGGAGGGCUGCUACUGUCUUCUUAGUACCUGCACUUAGGAAUUUCAUCUGUUUUGAAAGGGAAAUAGUAAUAAUAAUCUUAGAGUAGAUUUUCAGUCAUGCUAUUUAUAAGUGGACUUGGGGGGAAGGAUGAGCCCUUUUUGAUAAUAUGUGAAAUUCUUAGUUAUAAAUUAUUAUCAUAGCUGGGUGUGGGGACACAUGUAAUCCCAGCUACUCAAGAUGCUGAAGCAGGAGAAUUGCAAGCUUGAGGCCCACCUGAGCAACUUAGU